Messenger RNA from Penicillium daleae, 270 nucleotides. Its product is annotated as proteasome regulatory particle lid subunit SEM1. Gene Ontology annotation, biological process: proteasome assembly; double-strand break repair via homologous recombination; mRNA export from nucleus. The coding region runs from base 1 to 270 and encodes 89 amino acids. The transcript has 3 exons. The record is from RefSeq and is a predicted model, not a curated record. NCBI's taxonomy places the organism in Eukaryota, Fungi, Ascomycota, Eurotiomycetes, Eurotiales, Aspergillaceae. Gene Ontology annotation, cellular component: proteasome complex; proteasome regulatory particle, lid subcomplex.
AUGUCCAAUUCGGCCCAAGCCCAGACCAAGGCCGAUGCCUCCGAGCAGCCUCAGCAACAGCAGAAGCCCCAAGUGCUCGAGGAGGACGACGAGUUUGAGGACUUCCCCGUCGAGGAUUGGCCUCAGGAAGAAGCCGAGCAGAAUGCCGGGUCCGCAGCGAACGGAGGCAAGGAGCAUCUGUGGGAGGAGAGCUGGGAUGAUGACGAUGCCGCGGAGGACUUCUCCAAGCAGCUGAGGGAAGAGCUCAAGAAGGUCGAAGCAUCGCACUAG